AUGGAUGAAAUCAGGCUUGCCGAAAUGCGCGCGUUGGGUGAGCAGAACGAGGAAACAAGAGGACAGUGGUAUACUAUCGCGGUAAGCCUGUACUGGUACGCAAGGAGCAUGACCGGGAUGGUUACUGAUGCCAGGACAGGCAGUCGCCGUGGCCGCGGCGGGGGAGGUGGCGAUGUAGUAAAGAUCUACCAGAUGGCAACGGCUGGAUUGGGUGUGGAAGAGGAGAAACAGGUCCAGCGGCGUCUCAAGGAGGCGAUCCUCAAGACCAGCAUUCUAUAUGGAAUACCAAAGUCGCUGCAGGCGCUUCUCCCUUUGUUUGCGACCCUCGACAACGAUCGGAUUGAUCAUUACGGGCCUCGGACCGAAAAAAAGAACAACAAGGAGCCUCUGUCUGUCCGGCAGGAACGGGCUCGAGCAUACUUUGACACCCUCUGGACUCCGGCUGCGGCGCAGGCGAAUCGAGAGAAAAACUUCAAGUACCAGCCUGACCUCUAUCUGCUGAACCUCGAGAUGAUAUACGAGCUGUGGAUCAGCGAGACCGACAUUCUAGAUCCGGUGGAAACGCAGUGCUGCAAUGCAGUUGCCUUGAUCUGCUCUGGCUCCCCAGUGCAAGCCAUGUGGCAUACAAGAGGGAUCGUGCGCCAUGGAGGGACACUGCCGGUGGCCAAGUUUGCGCUGGGGAUUGGACUGGGUGUAGCCGAAAUGUACGGUCUUGACACUGAAAAGGUGGUGAAAGUUGAUGACAUUCCCUUUGAUGACACAACACCACAUUGA
This is a messenger RNA of Aspergillus nomiae NRRL 13137, 774 nucleotides long. RefSeq lists its product as uncharacterized. Lineage: Eukaryota; Fungi; Ascomycota; Eurotiomycetes; Eurotiales; Aspergillaceae. The transcript is spliced from 3 exons. The record is from RefSeq and is a predicted model, not a curated record. The coding region runs from base 1 to 774 and encodes 257 amino acids.